Messenger RNA from Cantharellus anzutake, 339 nucleotides. RefSeq lists its product as uncharacterized. Lineage: Eukaryota; Fungi; Basidiomycota; Agaricomycetes; Cantharellales; Hydnaceae. The record is from RefSeq and is a predicted model, not a curated record. Gene Ontology annotation, molecular function: structural constituent of ribosome. The transcript has 2 exons. Gene Ontology annotation, cellular component: mitochondrial large ribosomal subunit. Gene Ontology annotation, biological process: translation. Bases 1 to 339 code for a protein of 112 amino acids.
AUGAUACCCAAAUUUUUGUUACAAUCGAUUUCAAUUCCAGUAUUCUCCUCAACCCCCGGGCAACCCUCACCACUAACCUUAACUGAGACUCGGCCAAAGUCACUCGUCGCGGAACUACUCGAAGACCUAUUCCCUUCAAUUCUUCUUGCUGUGCCAAAAAAGAAGGUGUCGCACUCGCGAAAAUCGAUGCGAAGCGCCCACAAAGGCCUGAAGGACAAAACCAAUAUUGUCGCGUGUCCUGCGUGUGGGCAGCCGAAACUUUCGCAUAACUUGUGCCCGACGUGCUACAGCCAAUUGUCGAGAGCCAGAAAGCGUGACGUUGCAGCCGGAGAACAGUAG